AUGAGUUCCAAGAAUCCAAGAAGAUCAUCUAUUUUGAAACCAACGAAAGCUCGAAAUCCUCUUUCUGAUUUAAGCAGCAAAGAAGAUCCUUGUAAACAAAGUAAUGCCAGAUCAAAACGAGUUAGUUUUGCAACAAAUAAUUCUGUCAAACCUUUUACCGUUGAUCCAGAAAAAGCAACAAUUUGGGAUUCAACUUAUGAAGAAUCUAUUGAAGCUUUUCAGGCCUCAGAUAUCAACAGUGAAAAUUACACGAAAUCAUCUCACCAAAACACAAUUUCAGAUGAGAAAUAUCAAUCCACAAAAAAUGAUGCCAAUGUUAAAUCUGGAAUUCAAGUUGAAUUUUCUCCAAUUCCUCAACCCAAUAUAUUGGAUAGUGUUUAUACACUUCCUUCAAAACCUAUAAUAAACCGACAUCCGUAUGCAAACAAUGUUUUGGAAAUAUCUCCAUCAUUAACAGAACCAACUCCAAGUAUUCUUGGUAAAAGAUCUGUAUCAGCAACAUUUUGUGAAAUCGGUGAUGAAAAUAAACCACCAAAAAUGAAUCCUGAUUUAGCUAGUAAAAUAGAAAAUUUAUUAAAUCGAAAUAAACCGGCCGUUUUUAAUAAUACUUCAAAUUUUAUGCAAAUGACUAAAGUGACAUCUGAAGUAAUUUGUAUAGCAAACGAUAUUUCCAGUACAAGUGAAGAUAUGGAAUUAACAGAUUCGAACAUUAUAUCAGAUAUAAAAAUUUUAGAAGUGGAAAAAAAAGUUGACGAGAAAACGAUUCAUUUUAAUGAACAUACAGAUAUUAAUGGCAUGGACUUUACGACGUGUAUUUCUACGCAAAAGAUAAAAUCGGAAAAUAAAACUAUAAAUUUUAAAGAACAGGCAGACUCUGAUGAUUUGGAAUUAACUACCUGUUUUCCAAAACUUGAUGAAAAUAAAACACUCAAUUUUAAAAAGCAGGCAGUUAUUGGUUGUAAUUUUGCUGAAAACAAAACAAUUAAUUUUAAAGAACAAACAGGAAUUAAUGAUAUGGAUUUUACUAAAUGCGUUCCAACGAAAAAUUCAAAUGAACCGGAUAAUACAAUCAAUUUCAAAGAACAAACAGGUGUUGAUAAAAUGGAUUUAACUACUUGUGUAUCUUCGAAAAAUCCUACCAAAAAUAAAACAAUAAAUUUCAAAGAACAAUCUGGUUUAAAUGAUAUGGAGUUAACUACAUGUGUAUCUACGAAAAAUGUAAAACGUACCGAAGAUAAAACAAUAAAUUUCAAAGAACAGAAUGGAAAUGAUGACAUGGAAUUUACUACGUGUGAACAAACUGGAAUUGAUAAUAUGGAAUUUACUACUUGUUUUCCUGCGAAAAAUACAAAAUUUACCGAAGAUAAAACAAUAAAUUUUAAAGAACACACUGGAAUUAGCGGUAUGGAUUUUACUACUUGUGUUUCUACGGAAAAUAAAAAAUGUAGCAAAGAUAAAACAAUAAAUUUUAAAGAACACACUGGAAUUAGCGGUAUGGAUUUUACUACUUGUGUUUCUACGGAAAAUAAAAAAUGCAGCGAAGAUAGAACAAUAAAUUUCAAAGAACAAACAGGAAUUGAUAAUAUGGAAUUCCCUACCUGUGUUCCCACAAAAAAUUCAAAACGCAUCGCAGAUAAAACAUUAAAUUGCAAAGAGAAAAAGACACUCAUGAAUGAUAUGGAAUUUACUUCGUACGGUUCUACGGAAAACACAAGACCGAAAGAUAAAACAAUAAAUUUCAAAGAACAGUUGGGUAAUGAUGAUAUGGAUUUUACUACGUGUAUUUCUACGGAAAACACAAGACGUACCGAAGAUAAAACAAUAAAUUUCAAAGAACAGGUGGGUAAUGAUGGUAUGGAAUUUACUACGUGUGUUUCUUCAAAAGAUUUAAAACGUAACGAAGAUAAAACAUUUAAUUUUAAAGAUCAAACAGGUGUAGAUGGUAUGGAAUUAACUUGUUGUGUUCCUGUAAAAAGUAUAUUUCUUGCUGAAGAUAAAACAAUAAAUUUUAAAGAACAAACUAGUAAAGCCAGCAUGGAAUUUACAACGUGUGUUUCUGCGAAUAAUACAAAGCAUUCUGAGAAAACAAUUAAUUUUAAAGAACAGGUUGGUUUUGAUAGUAUGGAUUUUACUAGAUGCAUUUCUGCGAAAAAUACAAAUCAAUCAACAGAUAAAACACUCAAUUUAAAUAGACAGUCUGAUGUUGAUGGUAUGCAAUUAAUGACCAACGUUUCUACAAUAAUUGUAACUGAACCAGCAGAGAAAAUAUUUUAUUCCAAGGAAAAGCCUUUUGGUAACGGUACGGAAUUAAUUACUUGCGUUCCUAUAAAAAAUAAAAUUCAUACUGAAGAAAUUGCAGAUAUUGAUGAUACGGAAUUUACAAUUCACAACAAUAGUAAAAAUCUUCAAAAAGAACAGACAAAUAUUAAUAGCAUGGAAUUUGCAUCGUGUGUUUCUACAAAAAAUGAAAAUCAAACCGAAGAUGAAAUAAUUAAUUUUACGAAACAGGCGAAUGUUGAUGGUAUUGAAUCGAUUAUGCCUGUUUACAGAAAUAAUAAAAAUCUUACAGAAAAUCCAGACAUUGAUAUUGAUAACUGUGUUCGUAUUAAAGAUAAAUCAAUCAGUUGUAACGAAAUGAAUUUACUUCCUCACGCAAAAGAUAAAAUACAAAUGUUGCAGUUUUUGCACCCAAAAGAAAAAACUGUUGGAAUUAAUUUAAGUGAUGAACUUGAUGCUGCACCUAGCAUUAGCAUAAUAAAUAAUGAGUCAAACAACGUUGUAAUAGCAUCAAGUUGUAGAGAUCGAAAAACUAUACUGUGUAGUAAUGAACUAUCAGGAGUAGCUAGUAUAGAGCAAAGCGAAACUUAUUCAAAAAUAGUAUCUUAUACUGAAAUAAAUAAAACAAAACCUAUAUACGAUGAUAUAUCCAUAAAUACAAUGAAUUUAAUAUGCCCAACAAUUACUUCGGUGACAAACUUAUCGAAACCUCCUGAAAAGAGUAACAAUGUUGAAGAAUCGGUUAUAAAUAUAUCCGAUACACUAAUAUUAUCAAAAUCAAAGCACGAUAAUUUUUCUACGGGGGAUUUAGAAAGUACACAAGCACUUAUUAAUGCAAAAACUCCGUUAUAUGACAUAUGGAAAACUCAUUCACAAAAUAGUGUAAAUUCAUUGAAAAGCAAUUUCAUUUCCAAUAAUCAUACUCAAUCCAAAACCAAUGAAUCAUUAAAUAUAUUGAAAAAUGUUUCAGAAGAACAUUCGGAAAAUUUGAAUUGUGAAUCAUUAAACACAUCGUUAAAACGGAAAGUACAAAUUGUACAACAUACUGAAAAUAAACGUGUUUGUCCAUCAGAAUCUAAUGAUUUGAAUGACGUAAUUGAAGUAAGUUCAUCAGACACAAUUGAAAAUGCAUCUUGUAAUUUUCUAGACUCAGUUGAGGCAAAUACAACCUUGCAAAAUGAAGAAUCAUUUGUUGAGAAAAAUGCAUCGAUUGACAGAGCAAUAAAUGUAGCUUCAGAAAAUUUUGAAAGAACUAUUAUGAAUAUUAGUUCUAAAACCAAUUCAAUUACGCAACCUGACGAAAAUAGUAGUAUAUUAAUGAAUAUUACUGAUCAUUAUUUAUUGAAUAUGACGUUUCAAGAGCAAUUAGAAAGGAAGUUGCAACAGAUAGAACGUAGAAGAUCUAGUAUAAUUCCUUUGUGCAAUAAACCGUCUACAUUACCGGCAUCUCAAACACAAAAUUCUGUAUUCAAAGAACUUGAGAAGAAAUCCAACAUUGAAAAAGUUAUUUAUGAAAUAUCAAAACGGAAAGAUAUAAUAUGGGAACCAAAAUGUUUUUCUAAGAAUGAUAAAGCUGUGUGGACUUUUGGAUUUUUAUCAAAUACUUUCAUCGUAUUGAUAUUUCUUGAAAAUUCUAAUUUAGAAGAUGAAGAGCAUCAGAUCAUUAACAAUAUUGAUUUUGUCUUUAAUAUAACAGAUGGUAUAAACAUUCCACAGCAGUACAUUUAUUUUUUAUUAAAACAAAGAACUGUUACAUAUAAAACCCUGUUUAAAGCUUGCUUUAAGAGUACAAAAGAUUUUCUUAAUUUAUUGGAAUGUUUAUCGACAGAAGUGAGGAGUGUUGAAAAUAUAUUAAAUGAUUUUAAGAGUGUGCGCAGAUAUGGAAUAGGAUUCGAAAAACCAUUUAUAGCGAAAAUAAUAAUUUCUAGCUUACCCUUAUUGUUAGCAUUACGAAUAAAAAUAAAUUUUUUAAAUAUAUAUGAAAUAUCAGACGAUGACAUAACUUUUGAAAAUAUAAAUCCACAUAACUCUUCUAAACAUAUAGACGCUAUCAGAAAAACUAGUGCAGAAACUACAGCAGAAUGA
This is a messenger RNA of Chrysoperla carnea, 4362 nucleotides long. RefSeq lists its product as uncharacterized. The record is from RefSeq and is a predicted model, not a curated record. The transcript is spliced from 10 exons. Bases 1 to 4362 code for a protein of 1453 amino acids. NCBI's taxonomy places the organism in Eukaryota, Metazoa, Arthropoda, Insecta, Neuroptera, Chrysopidae.